Pneumocystis carinii B80 is the source of this 1851-nucleotide messenger RNA. RefSeq lists its product as hypothetical. Gene Ontology annotation, biological process: protein phosphorylation. The transcript has 9 exons. The record is from RefSeq and is a predicted model, not a curated record. Lineage: Eukaryota; Fungi; Ascomycota; Pneumocystomycetes; Pneumocystales; Pneumocystaceae. Bases 1 to 1851 code for a protein of 616 amino acids. Gene Ontology annotation, molecular function: protein kinase activity; ATP binding.
AUGGAUUAUAAAGCAGGAUUAAUUAAAUCAGAACGAAAUUUUCAAGCUCAUCUUGCACAAUCAUAUCAUGAUUUAAUUGCAUUAUUAAAAGCACCAAUUCCUGAACAAAUAGGUCAUUAUAAGAUUGGAAAGAUAAUUGGUAAAGGCGGGUAUUCAAAAAUUGUUUUAAAAUGUUCGCCAAAGUCUCAAGCAAUUAAUUUAUCUCGAGAAAUAUAUCAUCAUAGUCAAAUGGAUCAUCCACAUAUUAUCAAGUUAUAUGAAGUGCUUUAUACAGAAGAACAUGUAUGGUUAGUUCAAGAAUAUUGUUCAGGAGGAGAAUUAUAUGAUUAUCUUGUGAAACAUACAAAAUUGUCGGAACAUGAAACAAAAACCUUAUUUUCACAGAUAUCUAGUGCAAUUGCUUACAUUCAUAUGCAUGGAUCUGUUCACAGAGAUAUUAAAUUAGAAAAUAUUUUUCUUACAGCAUCUGGUAAUGCUAAAGUAGGAGAUCUAGGUUUUAUUCGUGAACAGGUUACAAAUAAGCUAUUACAAACAUGGAGUGGGACAUUGGCAUAUUCAGCACCAGAAAUUGUUAAUGAAUCAAUAAAUACAGAAGAAAAAAUUGAUGUAUGGUCAUUGGGUGUUCUUUUGUAUGCAUUAUUGUGUGGAGAAUUGCCAUUUGAUGAUGAUGAUGAGGGUAUAUUACGAUUAAAAAUUCUUAAUGAUCAUCCAAAAUGGAAAAAUAAUUUAUCACCAGAGGCUCUUGAAUUAUUGCAAUUAAUGUUGGCUAAAAAUUAUAAAAACCGACCAACUAUGAUAGAUGUUUUAAAACAUCCAUUUCUAGAGCCUGUAGGAAAGGAAUAUCUUAAAUAUUUAAAAGUACAAAAUUUGCAACAUUUUUCAACUGAUUUAGAGAAAGAUAUUUUAUUUAAUAUGAAUAUGAUUGGUAUUAAUGUUGAUAUGCUUAAAAGAAGUGUAAUUGAAAACAAAUGUGAUGCAUUAAGAGCUUUAUGGUUGUUAAUUAAAGAAAAAGUAGAGGAAUCUACAGGAAACUUUGUAAACAAUAAAAGCACAAAGAGACAAGAAAAAGAUGAAUUUUCAUGGGUAAAUAUAGUUUCACAAGAUAUAAUUAAAAAAAGGUCAUACAAGAAAUUAUUUAACUUAAAAGACAUGUUUGUUUAUUCAAAAUUUGGUUCAUAUUUUUAUUCCAAAUCUACUCAAAAUAUUAUGGAAAAUGAUUGCAGAGGAGUCCCAAAAAAGUCUCUUGAACAUAAAAGCAAUUUAGAAAGAGGAUUAUCUAUAUUAAUUAUUUUCAAAAAAUGGUUGAUAUCAUUAUUAAAAUACAAAAAUUCAAAAGAUGAAGAAAAUUCAGAUACUGGAAUGUUGUUGAAUAUGCAGAAACAUACAUGCAAAAAUGCAAAUACUUUAACAAAUCCAAGAUCUCAUAUUUUACAUGAGGUUGAUAAGGCAAAUGCAAAUUUAAUACAAAAACCAUCUAUAUCGUCACUUUCAUUAUGCAUCUCUAAUCGCUCAGAAGGAUCAGAAGCCUUAAAAGAUGAGAAUAUAUCAUAUAUUUCUAAUUUUAAAAAAAAAAGCUCAUUAAAAGAAGGUGUAUUUAAGAAUUUAGAUUGCAAUACAGAUAAAUACAUUUAUUCAUAUGAAAAUGACAUUUCUAAUCCGUUUAAUGAAAGAAUAAUACACCCGGACUCCUCAUUUAUAUCACCAUAUAAAAAACGAACAGCUAUAAAAGAGCAAUACAAUAAUAAAUAUGAUACCAAAUUGGAAAAUACAAAAAGAUUAAGAAAGAAUCAAGAGGAAGAGUCGAGGUUCCUUCAAAGGAUUACAGAGGAGGAUGAAAUUUCAGAUAAAUAA